Messenger RNA from Bacillus rossius redtenbacheri, 6416 nucleotides. RefSeq lists its product as uncharacterized. Bases 1303 to 2586 code for a protein of 427 amino acids. The record is from RefSeq and is a predicted model, not a curated record. NCBI's taxonomy places the organism in Eukaryota, Metazoa, Arthropoda, Insecta, Phasmatodea, Bacillidae. The transcript has 11 exons. Gene Ontology annotation, biological process: SCF-dependent proteasomal ubiquitin-dependent protein catabolic process.
UAUUGGUAUUGAGUAAAUGGUAACCUAUCAAAUGAAAUAACAAACCUUAUUUUUCCUCUCUAUCUCAAAUAACCGAUCAGUUAUGUCUAUGAUAGUGGAAAUAAGUAUUAAUGUUGUGAAAUAUGAAUUUAUUAGAUUUUUCUGAUGAGUUGUUGUUGAUGGUGUGCGCGUAUAUAUUAAAGUACGAAGACAAAAUAGCAGUUUCUGGAACAUGUCAGAGGUUAAAAAACUUGAUGAGUGAUAGAACAGUUUUCCGGUAUGGCUCGUUUAGCUUUAUAUAUAUUAAAUUUGCUUGAAAAUAUGCCUUGAAUGUAACGAAUAUUUAGCUACAUACGAAAAUAAAUUCUCUGGAAGUGUCAUUUUGAAUUCCACUGUAAAUGCGUGAUAAUGUUAUGAUCUGCGCAUCUUCAACAAAUCGGGUACUUUGGAUAUCAAGAAGUUCUCAGUUCAGGUGUCAUUCAGGAACAUGAAAACAAAAUAUUCCUUUUUCUUUAAUCGAAAUAUCACAUAACUGUUCUGUUAAAUCUCAUAAUAGUGUGACAACAUAAAAUAUUAUAGUUUAAAUGCAAUAUUGGCCCUGGUUGCUAAAGCCUGUGCAUAGGAUUUUUAAAUGAAUUAAUGAAAAAAAAGGGACAAAAUGUUAUAAUUUAAACAUUGAAUUCUACUAUCUCAACCACAUUAUUUAAAAAAUUGAUAUUUUUAGGUUAAAGGAAAACCAGUUUUUCAAAAGCAUAUUAUGUGCCUUUCAUUGACGUGAAAAAUUUCAUCUUACCUGGCCGAGAUUAUGUGGUUGAGCUAAAUUUGACAAGUUGCUGCUAUUUGGAUCCUAAUGAUAUCCUGCGUUUAGCUCUGAAACUCACUAACCUGAAGAUUUUUUAUGUGGCGGAUACAAAGUUUAGUAUCCAUCACAUACUGGCAUUAUUAGAUGAAAACAAAGAGAUUACUAAACUAUCACUGACAUGGAACCAAAGGGUGUAUCUUCCAACUGAAUCAGAUUAUUUGCGUUGCUCAGGCCUUGGAAAAGUUGAAAGCCUCUUCAUCUACAUUACACCAGGAAGAGUUCAUGCAAAUGUGUGGCCCCUCAUCAUCGCAUGUGCUGGUCUUCAGCAGUUGAGGAUUACUGGUUUAACUUGUGGAUACCCAAAGGAUCACUUUUCAUCACUUCCCAAGCAUUUACGGUCUUUGCAAUUGAGUUUUAAGGUCUGCAGUAGUUGUUCCCAUAGCAGUACCAGAGAGUUCAAUGCCUUGGCUAAAUGUUCAACAGACUGGGACUAUUUUAUUGUGGACUACAAAGGAAGAAAUAUGUAUACUGCAAGAACAAAUCCAGAUUACCUUCGAGGUUGGAUGGAGAAUAUGGAUAACAUGCAACAUGCUAAAGCAAUGUGUUUGCUUGAUGAAAUGACUUUCACAAACAAGAACAUGUUCACAAGUAAAAACCUAUGCCUGGCCUCUGCUGACGUUUUUACGGACUCUAAUGAUGUCUAUUUCCAAAGAGAAUGUUUCCCCAUGUUACGACAACUAAAAAUAUUUUCAAAAGAACAGCUUGAAAUUUGCCAACAUCUUUCUUUGCCACAUUUGAAAGAAGUGUUCAUUCAAGGAAAGGAUUUCUUGUUGAACACCGUAGACUGGUCAUUUUUGAAGUCGUGUACUGAACUCACUAAACUAUGCCUGCCUCUAUGCAUUUUGAAAUCAGAAAGAGACACCCAAGCAGUAUCUUCUGUCGAAGAAACAGCUCUCUUUAAACCUAAACGAUGUCGUGUUGCACAUGUAGCACAGUCACGUGGUACGUCUGUGUUCAGGGAAUUGGUGAAUUCUAGCCAUGAUCUUAGAGAACUGGAUAUUCGUUCUCACACUAUUGUGGGUAAUUUUCUUCCACAAAUCACAGCAUCAAUGCCGAGCCAAGUGGAGGCGGAGGCAGAGUUGUGGAACGUUGCACUCUUGCAUAAUCUUGAACGACUGGUUCUCAGUGAUGUGCCAAUUCGAACUGGAGCCUUUUUUCCUGAGGUGGCACAGUCAUGUUCCAGACUGAGUUCUCUUCACUUAUCAAACUUGGGCAUGUAUGGGUUGUGUACAUACUCAGCAAACUUGGUGAAAGCAUUGCCAAAGUUUAAGAACUUGAAAGAUUUCAGGAUUUACCAAAAUCAUCUGGGUGAUAUAGCACCUAUAUUCAUUGCACUAAAUGACUGCUCAAAUUUGGAAAGAUUUGCCAUCAUCUGUUUGUCAAAUUCAAAGCACAAAUUGAAGAAGGAGCUUGUAGAGAAGUUUGCCUUAAACGCUGUGCGGCUAACAUUUUUGUUUUUGUGUGUUGACUCUCUGUCAUUGGGAAUUGGCGAGGCAAAAACUCUGCAGAAUCAUUUAGACAGGAUGAAUGUGUGGAGGCCAUCAUUGAUCACCAAGAUACACAGCUACAACAAUACCAUGAAUGCUCCCAUUCGCUCCGAAGAGGAGUGGACCAGACAUGUAGUGCGAAAUUUGUAUUAUACUUUCGGCAUUAUACCAGGAUUCCACUUGGUGGAGAUGGUUUUCCAUCCUUGCAGAGUGAGUGUGGUACCGUGUUUCUGGGAGAGCUAUAAUUUAUUUGAUUAAGUUAUGUGUAAAAUUAUAGCUGGACUAUAAGUUUACCGUUCCUUUUUUUUAUAAAAAUGUUAUUGAAAAUGUCAGCAUUAGAGAUUUUCUAUUUUGUAUAUUAUGCUCAUCUUCAUAAAAGUUUUUUUUUUUUUACCAACAAAUUGUAUUAUUUACUGGUGUUUUGCCCUUUCUCUAUUAUGUCAAACAAAAAUACAAACCAAAAUUGACAACUAUCAGAGUAAAUGUAUUAAAAAAAUUAAACAUACAUAUGCAUAAGAGGUGGAAAAAUUUGUAUCCUGCUGUAGAUUUGAUUUUUUUGCUAAUUGACACUUAAAAAGCUAACUGUGACUAAUUUGGAACAUAAAUUUUGUUUUAGCUACUUUUAAAAAUAAGUGCUUUUUGUUUAAAAAUUGUGUGAUAAAAUGUACUAUUUCACACUUAGAAAGCUUCAAACCUAACUUUCAGAUUUACAGGGACCUGACAAACCUUAUAUUCGUACUUCAUAACUUGUCUGGGACACAUGUGCAUUUAUAAUUACAGUGGAGUAUCGAUUAUCUGAACCUUGGUUACCCAAACGUGUUUCGAAAGGCAAAAUUAAUUCAAAUUUGUGCGCCAUGCACUGUAGGAUUUCCACACUAAGCAGCAAGCAUUGUUAGUACAGGCGUGGUUUUCCCCUCCCUGCCAAGUGUGGUCUACGCGACCAAUGUUACAUCGUUAGUGGCUUAUGAACCUUCGAUAGUGAAACAUGUAGUGUAGUUUGUCAUGCCAUACACAUGGAAUCCAAAGGUAAACAUGUCGUUCUCAGCGUUUCUGAUAAACUUGGAAUAAUAUAUCAGUUGAUGAAUGGUGUUAUUGGAUCAAGUUUAGCUCGUUAGUAUAGAGUUAAAAAAGCAACAGUAUCAGAUAUUAAAAAAAACAGUGAUGCCAUUACAAAAUUUUUGAGUGUGCUUGAAAGUGAAAAUGGAAGCUUGUGCAGAAAAACAAUAAAAAUUGCAGAAAAUCAGGACUUCGACACUACAGUUUAUACAUGGUUUAUGCAGAUGCAUAGCCAAGGGCAAUGCAAAUGCAAAGCUCUUGAAAUGAACAAGAAUCUUCAAGGUAACGCUGAUUUUAAAGCCUUUACCGGCUGGCUUAUGCCUUUCAAAGUUUCAAAUCCAUGCAUGGAAUUAGGGAAUUGGACAUCCAAGGUGAAAAGCUGAUACUGAAUCAGCUGAACUUUUUAAAUAUUCUUUAAAAAAAUUAUUGAUAGGAGGGCUACAAAUAAGUUGAUGUGUACAGGGCAGACAAAACUGGUUUUUAUUGAAAGAAAAUGCCAACAAAGUCCCUAGUUUCUAAGAACGAAAUGUCAGCACCUGGCUUCAAGGAAAGCAAAUCACGUAUUACUGCACUGGUAUAGGCGACCAGAGUUUGAAUCCCAGUGGGCUCGAACCAGGAUUUUCGCAAGAGGGAAACGUGGCAGACAUUGCAGCGGCCUGUGUGUUUUCUCGUAUUGUCCCGUUUUCCCCACCACUUCAUCCCAUUGCUGCUCCAUACCCCAUCUCAUCUCAUACAUUCUCCAGUCUAGCCAGAAUGACAGGUCUGUCCCUCAGGUAGGGCAGCCGGCUCCUAUGAGAGUCAGCCCCAUUCCAUCCAUGUAGACCGUGCCCCAGGCACAUGUGCUCUGGUAUGUGGGGAUGUUACCAGUUUACACAGGCUUGCUUUGUUUCUGAUAGGAAAAUCAAAUAUUCAACGGUGCUUAAUGGGGAUGAAAAAUUUCCAGUCAUCUAUAAGAACCAAAACAAGUCAUGGAUGGAUACAAAUCUUUUUGUAGAAUGGUACAAACAACAUAUUUAUUCCUGAAGUUAAAAAUCAUCAGCAUGCAACUGGAAAUUCUGGAGAUGUUUUAUUUUUGAUUCAUAAUGCCCCAAGUGAUCCAUGAAACCUUUCACUGGAAAGAGAAAACAAAUUUAAAGUUGCUUUUUUGCCUGCCAACAUAAUUUCAGUCCUCCAACCAAUGGACCAAUUAGAGAAAGGCAUUGCUGCGCAUGGAACUAAUGGGGCAGGUCAAUGAAAAAACUAUUCUACAACUGUACAAAGAAAUCAAUUUGAAGGAUGAUGUGUACAGAAGUCAAGGACACAACCCUUGCUAAAGCUUGGCAUAAGCUUCUUCCAUCAUAUGACUACCACUGCUCCUGAAGAGCCACCAAACAGUGAAUUUGUAUCAGAACUGGCUGAGUUGAUUUAUAAUCUACAGGAUUUGAAGAUUGUGACCAGGAAAACAUUCAAGAAUGGCUCGAAUGUGAUCACCAAGUAUUGACAUACGAUGAAAUCCUUGCUAUUCUCUUGGAAGACCAAAGCCCUUCAGAAGACCAUGAUGACAAGGAGUAGUUUAGUAAUGAAGAACAAAUUAAAAAAACACCAUCCACUGAGGUAGCUUUUCGGUGCCUAGAGACAGCCUUAAAGAAGAGAGUGAUUCUAUUAAACUACUUUCAUUAAAUGUUUAAGAGAUUUAGUAGCAAGAAAAAGAGUAUCCUCUCUGAAGCAAAAUAUAAUUUUGAAAUUAUUUUCUUAAAAUGAAUGUAGACCUACAGUAUUUUUAAUUUUCUGCAGAUUUCUUUGAUCAUUUUAUUCCUUACAUAAUUGAUUCUUUUUUUUCUUUGUUCGUGUGUUUAUGUUUUUUUUUUGUGUACUGCAAUUUGUUUACAUAGUAGUUCUUGUGUGAGCAUCAUAAUACAAAAUACAUACAUAUUUGUGUUUAUUACCACUGUUUAUUUAUUUGUUUCAUUAUGCUCAUAUAAUCCUAGUAUGUUUUUUUUUUCCAAAAAUGAUGGGUUAUCCGAAAUAUCAUUUAUCAAAACACCCCCCAGUUGCUGUUAGUUUGGAUAAUCAAAGCUCAACUGAACUUUUCAAUGUAUGUUAGUCACUUAAGAUUUAUUAGCACAUCAGUUAAUACACAGAAGUAAGUCAUCCACCAUCCUUCAUGCAGAUUUUCCUUUUUUUUCAUGGUCAAAAGGUGUAUGAUGGGCUGUGGAUGGUAAUAAAACAGGCUGCAUUUAUGUAUUUACAUAUUGUUUUAGCGAGAGUGAGAAAUAAACCACAGCAGUACUGCAGAUACUUGGUAUUCCCCAAUAAGGUUACACUUGACACAUGUGGUGAUUUUAUGGUUAUCAAUCUCUACGGUACUUUUUGUGUCCAUACUAUAUAUGAAAUUUCCAUGUUUCUUUGAUGCGGACAACUUACGUGUAGCCGAGAUAACUUCAAAGUACAAGCCCAACCCAAUUAAUCCAGUUUAUUUGUGAAUUACUUUAAAUCAAACCUGCAACUUGACAUUUGCUACCAUAUUGCACUGCCAAUUUUUUGAGGUAAAAUAACAACUGGAAUUUUUUUUUACUAUACUGUAUGUUCUUUUUACUUUGUUGCUAAAAAUUUGUGAUUUUUUGCUUGAAACUUGGCACAUCAGGCUUACAUUUUAUUUUAUAAGCUGAUGCAAGUUUUGAAAUCUGAGAAAUUUUGGUCAAUUAGUACAUCAAAGAAAUAAAAACCAAAUAUGUUCCAACAUAAAUGUUAGCAUCUACUGCAUAUUGCUACAUAAUAUUCUUCUAUUAAAUUAAUAAAUAUAAGUAAUUUAUUGUUAUUUGGUUUUGUCUUUCAACACUCAAAAAGACACAAAUUUUCAAAGUAAUAUAUUGAAUGUACUGUCUUUUUGAAGAAAAAAAAAACUUAUUUGGAAGACUGGAUUUAUUCAUGAUUUCUCACAGAGAAUUUGAAGAAGAGAGAGAAGAAACAGCCAACCAUCACUUGACAAAUAAAAUACAGCCAGAGCGCACAAGGCACAGCCGUUGAAUCCUUCAGUAUCAGUAUACCUAAAA